Molecule: messenger RNA, 1075 nt
Organism: Lemur catta (Ring-tailed lemur)
Lineage: Eukaryota; Metazoa; Chordata; Mammalia; Primates; Lemuridae
Gene: MTNR1A
Product: melatonin receptor 1A
Exons: 2
Coding region: 4-1068 (354 amino acids)
Biological process (GO): G protein-coupled receptor signaling pathway
Cellular component (GO): membrane
Molecular function (GO): melatonin receptor activity
Source: RefSeq, a predicted model, not a curated record
ACCAUGAAGGGCAACGGCAGCAGCGCGCUGCUCAACGCCUCCCAGCAGGCGGCCGGCGGCGGGGACGGGGCGCGGCCGCGCCCCUCUUGGCUGGCCUCCGCGCUCGCCUUCAUCCUCAUCUUCACCAUCGUGGUGGACAUCCUGGGCAACCUCCUGGUCAUCCUGUCCGUGUACCGGAACAAGAAGCUCAGGAACGCAGGAAACAUCUUUGUGGUGAGCCUAGCGGUGGCAGACCUCGUGGUGGCCGUGUAUCCGUACCCGCUGGUGCUGACGUCGAUAUUUAACAAUGGGUGGAAGCUGGGAUAUCUGCACUGCCAAAUUAGCGCUUUUCUGAUGGGCUUGAGUGUCGUCGGCUCCAUCUUCAACAUCACUGGGAUCGCCAUUAACCGCUACUGCUACAUCUGCCACAGUCUCAAGUACGACAGGCUGUACAGCAACAAGAACUCCGUCUGCUACGUGUUCCUCAUCUGGGUGUUGACCUUCGUGGCCAUUGUGCCCAACCUGCGCACCGGGACGCUCCAGUAUGACCCGCGGAUCUAUUCCUGCACGUUCACACAGUCCGUCAGCUCCGCGUACACCAUAGCUGUGGUGGUUUUCCACUUCAUCAUUCCUAUGGUCAUAGUCAUCUUCUGUUACCUGAGAAUAUGGAUCCUGGUUCUUCAGGUCAGACGGAGGGUGAAACCUGACAACAAACCCAAACUGAAACCACAGGACUUCAGGAACUUUGUCACCAUGUUUGUGGUUUUCGUCCUUUUUGCCAUUUGCUGGGCUCCUCUGAACUUCAUUGGUCUGGCUGUGGCCUCGGACCCAGCCAGCAUGGUACCCAGGAUCCCAGAGUGGCUGUUUGUGGCCAGUUACUACAUGGCGUAUUUCAACAGCUGCCUGAACGCGAUUAUAUAUGGACUACUGAACCAAAAUUUCAGAAAGGAGUACAGGAGAAUUAUAGUCUCGCUGUGCACAGCCAGGAUGUUCUUUGUGGAUAGUUCUAAUGAUGUAGCAGAUAGAAUUAAAUGCAAACCGUCUCCAUUAAUGACCAACAAUAAUCUAAUAAAGGUGGACUCUGUUUAAAAAAGCA